AGAUUAGUGGACGUGUAGCAGAACAGUAAGAACCAACCGUGAGACAUUUGCGUGUGACAAGGAUUUGUGAUGAGAAGGUUCUUAAAGAUGCGAGUGGUAGAAGCAAGAGUAUUGAUUAAUAAAAGCGAUAUUGUAAGGGAGAUUUAGAUCAAUAGAAAGAUCAGCAAUUCGUGUAACAUGGCAACUCAUUCUGACUCGCAUCUCGGCAUCUUCGAGACCAAAAUCAUACUACCCCUUACGUCAAGCAAUGGGGCCUUCGACACUCACUAUCUGAUCAGACUUCUGUUGGCUGCGGCCGUCAUCCUGACCACAUUCUAUAUCUUCCGAUUUGCCCGGAGCGAAGACGAUUUACCUGUCGCCAACAGACUGUUCUCAUUCGAACCUCGGUUCUUCUCACGGGUGCGUUGGACUUUAUGGGCUAGAGAAAUCCUCGAGGCUGCAGACAAGAAUGCUCAAGGAAACCCGUAUAAACUCGCCCACGGAGGCCAGGAGCUUGUCAUACUUCCAGCGCGGCUGAUACCCGAGCUCAACCGGCUCGGCACGGAUGUCCUGGACAGCAGAAAGGCGCACUCAUUCACGCUACUCGGACACCUCACCGGCAUCGACGUGGUGGAGAAGACGAGUUACCAUGUCCGUAUGCUGCUUGGACGGAUUAGCCCGGCCCUCCCGGAACUGUUCGCACCGGCAACGGCACGUCUCUCCGAUGCCAUGAAGCACGAUUUCCCCCAGAGCCAUGAGUGGACUGAGAUGUACCUUCUUCCUUCGGCCGUACGCUGCUUCAGCGAGGUGGUUGCACUUGCGUUAUUCGGGCCGCGGAUGGCGCAAGAUCCGAGGCUGGUGGAAUUAACGUACGGGCUCACGAGGAACGUUUUCGUGGUGGCUUUCGCGAUGCGCUGUCUUCCUCCCUUCUUACAGCCACUUCUGGUAUGGCUUCUCCCCGCCAAGUGGGAAUUAGAUCGGGCGUGGCGUGAGCUAGACACCUACGUCGUACCUGAAGUUCUGCGUCAAAAAGAAGCAGGCCUCGGAAAGAGCACGACCGCAGUCGACCCAAAUUUGAUCUCUUGGAUGGUCAAAGACGGGCGCACAGAGCUCGAACGAGAUCCUAAUGUGCUGAGCGCGUUAUGUGGCUCCGUUGCCGCGGGCUCAACGUAUAGUAUCGCAAAUUUUGUAUGCCGCGCGCUCUCGGACCUUGCAGGACACCCAGACGUAUUGGAUGCAGUCCGCGAAGAAAUCCGCACCAAACACGCAACCCUGGACGGGAAAUGGGACAUGGCUGCCCUAGCUAGCUUAGAGCGCCUUGAAUCCGCCAUGAAGGAGACGGCGCGACUAGCCCCUGGCACGCUCAUCGUAUACAGCCGCAUUGUACAGCGUGACUGCGUCGUUGGCGGUAUUUCGCUGAAGAAAGGACAGCCCAUAGCUAUGUCUGGCCCCGGACGUGCUAAGGACCCAGCGAUCUUUGAUGAUCCGAAUACUUACAAGGGCCUCCGGUUCUGUGCCGAAGAUAAACUCGAAGAACACCUCGCGCGACCGUUUCGAAGUGUUGACACCGAUAUCUUGGCCUGGGGCGCGGGACGAUGGGCGUGUCCGGGUCGUCAAGUGGCUGACAUGGCUGCUAAGGUUAUGUUGGUCAAGCUGCUAGAUGAAUACGAUUUCGCGUUCGUCAACAACAAGCCGCUUCAGUGUAAUGCCAUUCACGAAUUCUUGUUUAUUCAUCCGGAUAAGAAGAUACUGGUCCGGCGUAGGAAGGACGCUGUCGGCAUUGAUUUUUCAAUGUCCGACAGCUAGGAACCAGAAGACUGCUUUUAGAGGAAAGUUAGGGAGCAUCGCUUAUACAAUUCUAGAAGGAGCUGAAAUUUUGUUUAAUCGAGGGGGUGUGUUUGAGAGUUAAAGAAUUCAUGAAAAGCUUCGGGAUUUGAAAUAAAGGAGGCGCGAGCAAGUCAAACUUGGUGCAUACAUUACUAUCCCUUUAGUUGGCAUAAGACCACAGCUCCACCAUUAUUGGCAACUGUACUUCCAGCAGCCCCUGAGCUCCGCUGGCUCCCACAAAGCUUACUUCUAGUUGGUUAGACG
Messenger RNA from Annulohypoxylon truncatum, 2070 nucleotides. Its product is annotated as cytochrome P450. The transcript is spliced from 3 exons. Bases 178 to 1785 code for a protein of 535 amino acids. Gene Ontology annotation, molecular function: heme binding; monooxygenase activity; iron ion binding. The record is from RefSeq and is a predicted model, not a curated record. Lineage: Eukaryota; Fungi; Ascomycota; Sordariomycetes; Xylariales; Hypoxylaceae.